This is a messenger RNA of Mycena citricolor, 1812 nucleotides long. NCBI's taxonomy places the organism in Eukaryota, Fungi, Basidiomycota, Agaricomycetes, Agaricales, Mycenaceae. The record is from the annotation of a GenBank genome assembly.
CCUCUGUCCUCAAAUUUGACUCCACGGUGUUAAGCAAUCGACAGAAUGCCGAUCAUCCUUCCAAGACACACUUUCAUUCUACCACAAUCAUGGCGCCGCCCUCGCUGCGCCUCCUCAAUCCCAUGACCGCCGUGAAGGCGAUAUGGCGGAUAUGCUACAUCUUCGUGCAGUACUUCGUCAUUGCCCUAUACAAGCCCCCUGCGCCCAAGACGGAUGGUCCACUGAAGAGCCCUUCUGGACGCAUUGCUGUCAUCGGCGCCGGACUCACUGGCGUCUCAUCCGCUGCCCAUUGUAUUGCCCACAACUUUGAAGUCACCCUCUUCGAAGCCGGCCCGCGCUCGAGCUUGGGCGGCAUCUGGUCGCACGUCAAUUCGACAAGCGGGCUGCAGCUUAACUCGCAUCUGUAUCGUUUCCACCCUGCUGUGCUUUGGAGGAACGCCUUUCCUUCGAGGGACGAGAUUCUCGGCGAGGUGAGAAGGAUUUGGCACGAGUACAAGUUGGAGAGCCGCACUCGUUUUGAGACGCGUGUCACAUCUGUCCGACGUGCUGAUGCAAAGUCAUCAUUGGGACAUCGUCAAUGGAUUAUCAACGACGACAGUGAAACACUGUAUGACGCAGUCAUCGCUACAGUUGGAACGUGCGGCAAGCCAAAAUGGAUCCACAUCGAUGGGAUGCCCAAAUCGGACAAGGGAUCUGGCUCCGACUCAGGCCAUGGGAAUGAUGCGCAAGAGAAUGGCGUAUUCACCAAACCUAUCAUUCAUUCUUCGGAACUCGAUUCCGAAUCUAUAUCAGAGGAAACGAUCAAAGGUAAACGAGUCGUCGUAAUCGGCAGCGGAGCUAGUGGGGUCGAGGCUGUCGAGACCGCACUUCAGAGGGGUGCGGGAGAGACAGUCAUACUGGCCCGCACGGAUAAGGUCAUGGAUCAUCCCUCGCAACAUUUUCUUCGAUACGUUUGUCGCAUGCCAACCUUUUGGCCGGGAGAUGCCAUUGAGGCAUAUGAGACCAGCUUUUUGUGGGAACGAUUCCUGAAAUUCACACAUUACCGUGGAGUGAAGGAGCUGAUUCCUUGGAAGACGGGUCUGUUCGAAGGCACGCCCAUCGUCAACGACGCUUUCAUGAAGCACGUGCGAGACGGGUCAUGCAAAUAUGUCCGUGGGGAUACGAUCAAGCUGACACCUUCGGGAGUGCAUGCCACGGUACGAGGGAGGGAAUCGAAACCUGGUGAUGAUGGCAAAGAAGAGAUAAUCGAUGCGGAUGUGAUCGUUCUUGCGACUGGAUUCGAGAAACCUAGCAUCGACUUUUUGGAUAACUCUUUAUUUCCUGACGGUUACGAGCGCCCCAAUCUCUAUCUGCAAAACUUUUCGACGGAGGAUUGGUCUGUGCUGAUGACCAACUCGUCUUACAUGAACGCUAUUGGAACUGUUGGACACUUCCACAUAGGAAUCUAUACUCGCAUUCUGCUCACCUUCCUUAUGGACGAGGGAUCCCGCCCUGAGAUCCAAGACAUGAAGCUGUGGGUCGAUGUGGUCCGAUUCCUGAAACGAGGAGCCAAAGGCGGGGCGCUCGGGUUCUUCACUUAUGCAGAGCUGACGAUCUGGCUGCUCUUAUUUCAUCUUCUCCGGUUGGACCGGUUGCGCUGGUUGUUUUUCAUCAUGUGUGGAUGGGGAGUGUAUCUGAAAGAUGGACAACGGGAGAAUGCAGUCGAGAAAGUGGUUGAAACGGCACACGUCUCGAAAAUUAGAAAGGAGACCGACCAUUAGAUCGUAUUAUCACCGCGCCAACCAUACGUUGAAACGAUGAAUCUCAAGAUCA